Prosopis cineraria is the source of this 2189-nucleotide messenger RNA. RefSeq lists its product as uncharacterized. Gene Ontology annotation, molecular function: DNA-binding transcription factor activity. NCBI's taxonomy places the organism in Eukaryota, Viridiplantae, Streptophyta, Magnoliopsida, Fabales, Fabaceae. The coding region runs from base 732 to 1853 and encodes 373 amino acids. The record is from RefSeq and is a predicted model, not a curated record. The transcript has 5 exons.
CUCAGAUGAACCAACCACCUCCCAAUCUCUCUCCCUCUCUCCCUCUCUGCCAUUACUGAAUUGAGAGCCAAAGAACGAGGCCACCAAGAUAAUGAGCAGAAAGCAGCGAGGAUUUGGGUGACAAAUGGGUUAAUAUCAUAUUUAUGCAUUUUGCUAUUAGAUUUCCCUCAUUUCAGUCUUGAAAAUGAAAACCAUUUAGCCAUUCUCUCUUUUAGCUUUUUAUUUCAACUGUGUUUCAGAUCCCAAGAAAGUUUUUUUCGACUACCAAAAGGAUGUUGCCUACCAUCUUUUUGUGUCCCUGGUCUGUCCCUCGGACAAGCACCUGGAUUUGAGAAAAAAAUUCGCAAAUCUUUCAACACACUCUCUCACUCUCUCUCUACCCCACUCUGCUUUCUACUUCUUCUUCUUCGUCCUCUUUCUUGUCAGAAUUUGCUGAAUCGUUGGCUUGGUUCUUGGGUUUUUGUUCCUCAAAUCUCACAUUCUGUGAGAUUUUGGGUAAUUUUCGAACACCUCUAUAAUUUGCUCUCAUAACACGAUUUCAAAUUAUGGGGACUUGAUCAGAAUCUCGUGUCUCUCUUUUUUGUUGAUCUGGGUGUCUAAAUUUGCUUGCAAGAUCUGGGUCUCUCUCUUCGAAGUUCAAAGUCACAUGGAACAGAGCAAAGAAACUGCCUAGGAAAAAAAAAAAACGCUGCUGACACAUUUGUGGUGCAUACAAUUUUUCAUGGAAGAUAAUGACUCAGAAGGACCAAACCCAGAAAUGGAGCAAUAGCAGCAGUGGUGGCGGCGGCGGAGGUCUUGGAAGAUCUUCAAAGAAGCCAAAGCAGAAAAAGGUCCCACAGAGAGGCCUUGGAGUGGCACAGCUUGAGAAAAUAAGAAUUGAAGAACAACAAAGGAAAGAAGCUGCUGCUGCUGGUGCCAUUUUACCAGCUCCACCACCACCAACAUCACUGUCACCGAGCAAACCUUAUCUACCUCUGUCAAUUCCUAGUUUUCAUCACUCUAAUCAACCUUCUUCCUCUUCAAUUUCAUUACAUCCUGGAACCUCAAUAGAUUUUCCUAGGUUGCCUCUGUCACUGCAAGGUCUAGAUGCUGCUAAAGCUUCUUCAUUCACUGUUCCAUUGGAAAACAGUGGUAAAUUUGACCCUACCUGGCCUUCUGUUCACGAAAAUGUGCGUAAGUUGAGUGAUUUUGAGAAGGAUUUUCUGUCAGGUAUGAAUAUGAACUUGCCUUAUGAAUCCAACCCCACCUGGCCUCUCUCCAAUUGGACUCAAACAACACAGCAAUAUCAGCAACCUCCUGCAUCAAUGGUGAAUAUCUCAUCAGGGAACUUAACAUCACCUGUAUAUCAUUACUCCGAAGAGCCCCCUUCAAACCAAAACUAUAAUAGUAGCUGUGUGACAAUGAGGCCAGGGGAGAAGAUGAUUGGCCUGAAAAGAUCAUACCCCUUGUCUCUGGAUGUUUCACCUGCCUCCUAUUUUAAUUUCAAAUCGCCUGCUUUUAGUACUAAUGUGAAAGCAAGUGAAACAACUUCACGUGCCUAUGGAACUGGCCUGAACUUUGGCUCCGCCUCUUCAUCUUUUAGAGAAGUAUCUUCCUGUACAACUCCAAGCUCAGAGUCAAACUCAAAGAAAGCUACAGAGAAUGAGAAUUUCAAUGGAGAUUUUCUCACUUUAGCUCCACCCACUUCAACUUUCCCAGCAUUUCACAUCCAGGAAUUUUCUCAUUUUGAGUCUCCACCUUUUCAGGGAACUGAAGAAGGUCAAAUUCUUCAUGGCCAGCAACAAUCUCUACACAGUUUUUUUCCCACCAAAGGAAGCACAGACUGUCCAAACAAGAGAGACAAACAGAGAUAAGAAUUGCAAUGGUGAAAAGGAACAAAGUGUUGAUCUGAAUUUGAAGUUGUGAGCAUCUUGUUUUUGCCCAUUUCUUCUCAUGGUGUCACUAUUAGGCCAGUUGUUCCUCACUAUGAAACUCAAACCCAAAAUUGCAUACUCAUCUUUGAUCCAAUGUUACAAGUGGGUAGAUAUGUCUAGAAGUUGCACAUGUGGGGUUGAGUCUGAAAGGGACUUCAAAUCUUUGCCAUGUGAGAAGUGGGAGAGUGGAGAGGGGAGAGAGCGAGAGAGAGAGAGAGAGAUUUAUCUGUCUCAGGCUUUGAGGUGCCACAUAAUAAUAACAAUGCCUUUUCUGUU